Molecule: messenger RNA, 681 nt
Organism: Miscanthus lutarioriparius
Lineage: Eukaryota; Viridiplantae; Streptophyta; Magnoliopsida; Poales; Poaceae
Source: the annotation of a GenBank genome assembly
AUGGUGAAGGCAGCAGCAAGGGUCCGCUAUGAGCCUGGACCGGCUUUUGAGGAGGUCAAAGAAGAAGCCAUGCUUGACAUAUCACCAACAGACUCGACAGAGUUUUGGUUAAUUCAGUGGCCUAAAGACCAGUUAGAUGUUUUGGAUUUUCAUGGCAAAGAGCUUUCUCUCAAGCUGAAUAGUGAUGGAAACUUGGGCAGCUUGGAAAGUUCCUCAGGGAAAUCUUAUGAGCUUGUGAGCUUUGCAGCUCAGAAACCAGAUGCAACUGUCUUCCUGCCUUCAGGGUCAGAAACAAAACCUGUGGGGAAGAUUUCACGGCGAGUCUCCUUAGUUCAUUAUCCUAAACCUGAGGAAUUGGCUAAACCAAGUUUUGGGAGUCUUACUCCUAGCAGUAAGAAAUCUGCAGGUUCUAAGAAGACCAUGUCUCGGUUCAUUAGUGCAUCAAAGAACCGCAGUAGCCAAGGUUCGGCGCUUUCACUGGGCCAAAGGAGUGCAGAGCCGACACCCAAACACAAGGGGAAGAGAAAGGAUGAAAGCAGCCUGGGGCACUCAAAUGUAUCAGGCAAGGCCUCACAAGGAUCUCAAGCUGGAGGCGCGGGGAGCAACAUGGCCUCAGAGAUGCCACAAUCGCCAUCAGAAAAAUCACAGAAGAAGAGGAAGAAGGUUAAGAUCGUGGAGUAG